Molecule: messenger RNA, 939 nt
Organism: Pelodiscus sinensis (Chinese soft-shelled turtle)
Lineage: Eukaryota; Metazoa; Chordata; Testudines; Trionychidae
Product: olfactory receptor 52P1-like
Biological process (GO): G protein-coupled receptor signaling pathway
Cellular component (GO): plasma membrane
Molecular function (GO): G protein-coupled receptor activity; olfactory receptor activity
Source: RefSeq, a predicted model, not a curated record
AUGGCAGCUUUCAAUCACUCCCAGUCUGAACCUUCAACAUUUAUCCUCAUGGGGAUCCCUGGCCUUGAAGAGGCCCACCUCUGGAUUUCCAUCCCUUUCUCGAUGAUCUAUAUUGUCGGCCUCUUGGGAAAUUUCACUCUUCUCUUUGUUGUGGUAAAAGAGCAGACCCUGCACCAGCCGAUGUACCUGCUGCUCUGCAUGCUGGCAAUCAUGGACAUCGCCAUGUCCACCUCUGUUGUGCCUAAGGCCUUGUGUAUAUUUUGGUUCAAUGUAAAAGAAAUUACGGUGGGUGGCUGCCUCACCCAGAUGUUCUUGCUUUAUGCAACUUCUGUUAUCCAGUCAGCCACACUGGUCUUGAUGGCCUUCGAUCGCUACGUUGCCAUAUGUAACCCACUGAGAUACCCCACAAUCCUCACCAACGCACGAGUAGCUAAGCUGGGGCUGGUGGGUUUGGUGAGAUCUAUUCUCAUAAUGCUGCCCCUGCCCGUGUUCUUCAGCAGGGAGCCAUUCUGUGCCAACCGCAUGAUCGCCCAUACGUACUGUGAGCACAUGGCCGUGGUGAAGCUGUCCUGUGGGGACAUGACUGUCAACAGGACAUACGGCUUGGUGAUAGUGCUUAUAGUCACUGCGUUAGAUCUAACGUUCAUUGCUCUGUCCUAUGGUCUGAUCCUCAGGGCCAUCUUCCGAAUCUCCUCCAAGAAAGCCCACCAGAAAGCCCUCAACACCUGCACCACCCACCUCUGUGUGAUACUGACGUCCUAUACUCCCUUUCUCUUCUCUUCUCUGACACAUCGGUUCGGUCAGGGCAUCGCUCCCCAUGUUCACAUCAUCUUGGCCAACCUCUAUUUCCUCCUCCCUCCCAUGCUGAACCCCAUCAUUUAUGGGGUCAAAACCAAAGAGCUUCGUGACAAAGUGGGCAAAUUGACCCACAGAAGGUGA